Molecule: messenger RNA, 733 nt
Organism: Bradysia coprophila
Lineage: Eukaryota; Metazoa; Arthropoda; Insecta; Diptera; Sciaridae
Gene: TpnC41C
Product: Troponin C at 41C
Cellular component (GO): myosin II complex
Molecular function (GO): calcium ion binding
Source: RefSeq, a predicted model, not a curated record
AAACGAGUUGAAUUUUCAGUUAGAUCUUUGUAUAUAACGCGACAGCAACUAGCUUUUCAGAAAAUAAUUUUUCGAGUUGAAGAGAUCAGCGCGGGUGAUUUAUAUAAGUUUUAGUGUUUUUCGUGUCUUCUUCAAUUCAAAACUUCUAAAAUGGAUGAGAUUCCAAAAGAUCAAGUUGUGUUGUUGAAAAAUGCAUUCGACGCAUUCGAUCAAGAAAAGAAUGGCUACAUUGAAGCCGCCAUGGUCGGUACCAUCCUAAGUAUGUUGGGCCAUCAGCUGGACGAUAAAAUGUUGGCCGAAAUUAUUGCUGAGGUCGAUGACGAUGGAUCCGGUCAGAUUGAAUUUGCCGAAUUUUGUACAUUGGCCGCUCGGUUUCUCGUUGAAGAAGAUGCCGAGGCUAUGCAACAGGAAUUGAAGGAAGCUUUCCGUUUAUACGAUAAAGAAGGAAAUGGAUACAUAACCACAGACGUUUUACGUGAAAUCUUAAAAGAAUUGGACGACAAAAUUACCAACGAAGAUUUGGAUAUGAUGAUUGAGGAAAUCGAUUCGGAUGGAUCUGGUACAGUGGAUUUUGAUGAAUUUAUGGAAGUUAUGACGGGCGGUGAUGACUAGAUUCAGGUGGAAAAGCUGAUGAACAAACGACAACUUAUUCAUAAAUUCAGCCUUAAGACUCUACGUGUAAUUUAGAUAGACAAAAAUUAUUAUUAAAAAUAAUGUUUCUACAAAUCGAAAA